Molecule: messenger RNA, 812 nt
Organism: Haliotis rubra (blacklip abalone)
Lineage: Eukaryota; Metazoa; Mollusca; Gastropoda; Lepetellida; Haliotidae
Product: C-type lectin lectoxin-Lio2-like
Exons: 3
Coding region: 128-808 (226 amino acids)
Source: RefSeq, a predicted model, not a curated record
GAGAAUAGCAGACAUAAAAGUGUUGUUAAAAUUUUAAUGUAAGCAAUUGUGAUAAUGACAACUGGAGUUACAUCAUUACUGUCAGUGACGCAAACGGAGGCACAGAAGCAACUCGCCUUCCAGGAACAUGCACGUCAAGUCAACUGCUGUGAUUGUGGGCUGGUUCCUGGUGACUAUUGUUCAAAGAUGUAUUAACGGAAGAACGUAUUAUUACAGGAUGGAAAGUCUGGACAACAGAGAAGUCACAGAAGUACCAUCCAAAACCUACACAAGCAUAUCUGAUGUUGGCCAGUGUGCACGUCUUUGUCGCCAACAAGACUGCGUGUAUCUCAGACAUGAUGGCGACGUCUGCAGUUUGUAUGACGUUCUCAUCCACGUCGGUUUAUCACCAGCCCCUGGCGCAAUCUACUAUCGCACUUGUCCAACUAGAUUGGGCUUCGUCUUUGCUGAGUCGACGAAUCUUUCCUUCAAAGUCAGGACUGAAACUAAAACUUGGGAGGACAGCCACAAUACAUGUUACGGUGAUGGUGGUCGUCUCGUGGUCCUGGACACCGACGACAAGCACAACUACGUCAAAAACUACAUCAUGGAAGAUACUGGGACUUCGACGGUGUGGGUCGGCAUGAACAAGUCAACCACCAGUGGCCCCUUCAGAUGGUUAACGGGAUCAACACACACCACUAAGUGGGACGUUGGUGAACCUGAUUACGUAUCCCAUCAGAACUGCGUGUAUCUGUAUCGCAAAGAUCUUGUUGAUACGGAAUGCUACCACCCGAGACGCUCUAUCUGCGAGAUCGUUCUUCAAUGAAGUA